CAACGGUGGUUGAACAUAAUGAUUAAUGAUAAAAGGAAAAAAAUAAUGUAAAAAGAAAAUAUUAUAAAAAUUGAAAAGUAUUUAAAUAAUAUACAAAAUUAUUUCUAAAUGGCAUGUUUUAAAAAACAAUAUAAAAUAUAUAAUAAAGCAAUAUAAAAUAUAAGAAAAGAGAAAAUAAUAAUAAUUCUUUCAAUUUUGAAAUAUAUUUUCAAGUGUUUCAAUGUGUGUUGUUUUAGCAAGAAAGGCCAUUGUGAAAUAAGGUUGAAGUUUAAGGAAACAAUUAACUGGAGGUUAUUUUUAUAAAUAACAACAACAAAGUCUGUAAAAAAUUGUAUUACUAAUGAAAAACUUCGAAAAAACACUAUGCAGCAACGUAACCAAAAUAAAAAAGAAGAAAAUUAUAGAAUUUUUCACAACAAUACCGCACCAACUGCAACAAAAACCAUGCGUAAUUCAGCUGGUUUACCACCAACAAAUAGAGUAGCUACAUCAUCCAGUACGGUCACUACCAUACAAUUGACACCACUGUGGGAACAUAUUUUAAGAACACGUAAAUUACCCGACACUAUUUGUCCCCGUUUAAUGUUUUCUGAGUUCCUGGAACGUUUAAAAGAUCCAGAGUGGCAGGUGCGUCAACAUGCCCUUAGGGUUUUUGUGGAUGUAUUGGUGGUGAUGAAAUCAAGGGCAGAUCCUUAUAUGGAACCUCUUAUAGGUCAGUUAGUAGAAAAUUUGGGACAUCAGGCUCCUACGGUACGUAAGGGUGGUUUAGAUUGUUUAAGAGUAUAUUUGGCGGAAACUGCCAUGCCUGAAACCAUAAUGUUACAAAUUCUUGAUAUUGGUCUAAAUCAAAAAAUAACCAAUGAACCUUUUGGUGGUCGUUUGACCUGUGGUGUUAUGCUGUCGUUGCCAGCAUUAGUUCAAUCAACCCUACACACUACUAAGAGUCAUUUUAUACUAAGAACCACCAUCGAUAUGUUAGUACAAAAAAUGGGACAAGUGACACACCAGGAAAUCACUCUUAAGGUGUUGCGUAAAAUGCGUGAACUCAUAGGCGAAGGCGAGUUUAUGAAGUACAUGUCACAUGGUGCUUAUCGAGAAUUUGAUUUGUUGUGUAAUGUUUAUGGUUUAUCAGGGCAGGAAGAGGGUUUAAUACAACCUACAAAUGCGAUUUUUUUAUCCUCCGAAUCUAAUACGAAUACUUGGCGUUUAAUGGCUGCUAAAAAGCCGUCAAAACUUGCUAAUUGCUGGCGUUCUUCUGAGGAGGAAGAUGUCAGGAUAGAAGAGCAAUGUACUACUGAAACUGUCCUUGCUUGUCCGGCCAAGGUUAUAAUGGAAACUGAAAUAAAAAUAAAUGACGACACUUUGACAAUGCGUAUUUUAGAGGCAAAAGAUGAUGACGUUUGUAUCGUACAGCCGGAAAUGUGCCAUAAAUCUUUAGCUGAAACCUGUCCCAAUAGUUUAGAAGAUGAGGUAAUAUGCGGUCGUUUAGCAAGUGCUAAAAGUCUACGUGAGUCGUCAUCGUCAUUAGUAAAACUAUUAAGUGAUUCUGAUGAUAUGGAAGAGGAAAAACCUAAACAAGAAUAUUAUACCACCAUUGUAACGCCAUCAACGCCCUCUCGUACCCCAAAACGAGUAACAUUUGGUGGGGAAGUAGUUAAAAUGCGCACGCCUGAUAGUGAUGCAAAUUCAACAACCAAUAACAAUCAUCAACAAAAACAGCAGCAGCAAACGCAAAAUCUUCAGCAGUUACUUACAAAAACAGAUAAAAAAGAUGAUAUGGCAAUGCAUGUCAAUGAUGACAAUCAACCCACAUUCAUAUUACAAUCUCCACCUACAACUGUUGACUCUAGUAAAACUUCAGUUUUAACACUGGAUAUUCCAAAUGAUAAUACAAAACCAUUAACACGUCCCAAAUCAGGACCAACUUUAAAGUCCUCAGGGUCAACUUCAAUAACGCCUUCCCCAGCAGCUUCUUCCCAAACUACUUCCCCCAAAUCUCCAGCAAAGUCCCCUAAGGAUUCUCCAAAAUCACCUUUCAAGCGUUUAAGUAUUAGUCCAGUGGACAAUAUUAUAAGUCCACGUACGGCUCAUAAGGAAAUUGAGGUUUUACACAACUUGCAACGAGAUCCCUCACCAAAUCGUGCUUUAACUGCAAGGCGAGCCAGUUUAAAAACCGAAGAGUUAAAUACACCUUCAUCCGUUAGCAAUCAACCAUUGUGGAUGGAAACUCAAGAGAAGAAAACACAUUGUCAACAACAAAGUCCGGUUCAACCACCACCUCCUCGAUCUUGGGAGGAAUUGGGUAUUGUGGAUAAUGAUACACUAAUGGAUUUGCGGUCGGGAAAUUGGCGACAUCGCUUGCAAGGUGUUUUGCAAUUAGAACAAGCACUAAGAUCAUCUGAAAAUCUGGCCAGUGUACAGCCCUGUUUAGAUUCUCUAUUGCGGACACUACUCUCGUCCGAAUGUAAAACGGAAGUGGCAGAAGAAAAACGAAAACUAUUAAUAAAUUUAAUAACACGUCUGCCGUUAGAUAAUCUAGAAGACCGUACUAUGCAAAUUAUGAGUGGACUUUGUCGCCAAGGUGGUGCAGGGGCAAAUCGAGUGUGUAAGGCUUUAAUGCAGAGAUUACCGCCGGCUGCUAUUAUUCUAAAGUUAAUAUCGCAGGAAUUUUUACAUGCCAAAAGCUCAAGGUUUCGUGAACAUGCAUUACAAAUGGUCAUAUUCGCACUCAUGACCUUUCCCAGUACAUGCUUUGAUACGCAGACAUGUGUCACAAAUGCAACAUAUGCCGCAAUAAAUCGUAAGAGACGCGUACGUCAAGCGGCCUUAGAUGUUCUUGCUGUAUUAGGUCAAAUAUCCAGUGCCAGAGAAGUAUUAGAUGUUGUGCAACAAAUUGCAAAUUCACGUGAUGAUGGUGAUGCAUUGGUGGCAGCAGUUAAAACACGUUUGUCACGCAAACAACUACCACUUGUAAGCAGUGAGGGUGCAGUGCAAUAUUCGUUGCAUGUACCACCCUCACAAUUAACUGGUAACACACACGAUAAGGAGUUGAAACUUCAAAAUGAGAGCAACAAUAAUAACAAUAAUAGCAGUAAUACCAAUGAGGAAUUUGAUAAAACCACAGAAAGAAAUGGUCAACAGGGACCGGAUAUAGAUUGGAUUACUGCAGGUAUUGGUUCAGUUUCGCCCACUUCUCUAAAGCGUAGAGCUCACAGGAAUCGUAUUUCAGCUAUGCAGAGUUUUACUUGUUUAAAUACUCAGGGAAGUUCUACAUCUGAUGAUCCUGUGUUUAAACCACAAUAUCGCAAUCCCUCCGAUUUACUGAGUCACAUCAAAAAUUAUGAAAAUGAAGACAAUCAUCAUCAUAAUAAUUAUAAUUUUCAUCAUGUCUUUGCCUCAAGUCCUUAUAAUUAUGGUUUAUCUACUAAGAAAUCAAAUGCUGAUUACCCAUACUAUACAACACGACGUUUGGUGGCAAACUCAUGCUCAGAUUCUUCCGUUGACGGAAGAAGUUCUGAUAGCAAUUACACCAGUAGUGGUGGCAGUGCAGUAAGUAACGAUGUAAAUAGUAAAGGUGGUGGUGGUUGUGCUGAUGGCAUAAGUGGUCGAUUCACUCGUCAAGCAGUAAAUUCAAGGUUUCCCAGUAUGGAUAUGAAUACAACAUAUCGUGUACACAAACCACCUACAUAUUAUCCUGGUAUGGGUGCUUAUGCCCAUUUGCAACAACAGCAAUACAACAUGAACUCCACUUAUCCAAAAGUUAAUUAUUCUCUGACGUCACAACAAUAUCAUCAUCCUCAACUGUCGCAUAGAAGAAAAUCUCAAAAUAACUAUUCCACGCAACACCAUCAACAGCAGCAACAACAAUCCCCACCUUAUUACUACAUCAACAACAACACAAAUCGAGCUCAACAUUUUAAUCAUCACAAUACCAGUUCGAUAACAACUACUGCCCAUAAAAGCAAUUGUGGAAAUCAAGAGAAUUUCAAAAUGUCGGAAAAUCUUCAGCAUAAAGAUUUCAACAAUUGUGACGAUAAUCUAGAUGGUACUUAUACAAUUUCCCCGGGUGGUACAAAGCUGCCUAGUCAACUUCAGCAACAACAACAGGCUGCAACAAAUGGUCGUCGUUUUGUUAACGUUGAUAAAUUUCUAAUGCAAAGUAACAAAUCUUCCCAGACAUCGAUUGAUAAUGGAAAGGAACCACAACAAACAGAAAUUGAAGCAAAGUCUAACGAUUUAGAAAAGCAAUCAAAUAAAACACCAACACCCUCAGUAAAGUCAACAUCGUAUUCACAAAAAUCAACAGCAUCUGCACAAUCCAGUAAUGGCAGUAGAAGCCUAAAGGAAGAAUCGCCAGAGAAGACAAAUGCUAAGGAUGUUGUUGAUGAUGACGAUGAUCAAAAACCAUCUAAUGAAACUAAUAAUAUUGUAACAACACCGCUUACAACCGUUGAAGGAACCGUAAGUGAAGUAGCAGAAAUGACGGAAGUAACUAGUGAAUCGCCAACAAAGUGGAUAACAGGUGAAGAAGUUUUACAAUUAGAAGAUGUCGUCGAUGCCGUUAGUGUCAAUGAUAUAGAAGAAAUUCAAGAUAAAGAUGAGAAACUUCAACGUAAUGGUAGUUUAGUAAGUUUGCAGAGUAAAACCGAAAGUAUAAAAACACAAUUGGAAGAUACACCACCAGUGCUAUCAAGGACCCAGUCGGCAAAAUCUGUAGUUAUAGAAGAAGAUAUAGAAGAUAAUACUAGUUUUGUGGUGGUAGAAGACGUCGAUGAAGUAGAAAACAUCUCAAACACACAAGAAGUAAACAAUAUUACUGAGGAUACCAAAGCUCAGGGUGAUGGACCUCAAUGUUUUUCGAAACCAAAUUCAGCUAAGUCUCGACCAAGUAGCAGCAGGCCUCAGUCACCUACUAUAGAAGAAAUCAAGGCUUUGUCGCGGCGAAACUCUAUGGUCAAAUCAAUGGAGUCACUUUAUGAAAGACCUCCCUCUAAACACGACUAUAUAGAUAAUACCACUGAAACUAGUUCUCAGUCUAGUGCUCAAUUGAAUAGUAGUACUGGUUCUUCAUCUAUACCCCUUAAAGCAUUACAUACCCCACUUAAGCAAAAAUCAAAAACUACACAUUUUCUUAAAAGUCAUCGAAGAAUUUCUCCCGUCAAGCAAUCAAUCAAAAUGGUACAGGCUGAACUGUAUCCAGCCACUUUGCAACGAUUUGAAAAACCCCGUGAGGCCAUAAUGAAAACAUUCGAUCAACUAGACUCUUCGAAUUGGGAGGUGGUGAUGGUAGGUCUCAAGAAUAUGGUUAGACUAAUAAGAUAUCAUCCCGAAAAUCUAGAUCCACAAAUGCAUAUGAUAUGUAUACAAUUGACACGAUCUGUGCGAAAUCUAAGAUCUCAAGUAGCGAGAGCUGCCUGCACAGCGGCCACCGAAUUAUUUACCAUAAAAUCACGUUAUUUGGAACAAGAAUGUGACGAUUUGGUAUGUGCUCUCUUGCAUCGAACCGCCGAUACGAAUCGUUUUAUACGUGCAGACGCUACAAGAGCUCUUGAAUCGAUGUGUGAUAAUCUAACACCUGCAAAAAUUUUAAAUAUUUUAACGAACAAAGGGGCAUUACAUCCAAAUGCUUUGGUACGCACAACUACAGCAAAAUUAUUAAAUCGUUUGGUGGAACGUUUAAGUUCUGAUAAAAUCUACACUAUGCCAAGGGAUCAACGUGAUAAAUUCUUUGUGACUGGUGCAAAUCUUUUGCUCGAAGGCAGCUUAGAAACACGCAGCUAUGCUAAGUCUUUGUUCAAAUUACUCUCCAGUCAUGCCAGUUAUCCACGUCUAUUGCUUGAAGUCAUUCCACCACGCACAUAUCGCAAUAUUGAGAAAACUCUAAAGAGUAUACGUUAAGUUAAAUUUAUGUAGUUAAAAUUAUUUAAUUUUUAGUAAUACACAUACAUAUAAAUAUUUUUGAAGUAUUGUAAAUAAAAACAAAUUAACUCUUUGUUUUCUUAAAAAAAAACGACAAGUUCUUAGAACAGAUAAACAAGCAAACAUAUAGAAAAUAUUACAUAAUUAAAAUCAUUUAUGUAAAAAUGAAGUUUCAAACAUUCAUUUUACAUUAAGAUACUAACAUUAUCAUUUUAGUUUGUAACUAAAUAUAUAAUUACAUCUAAAUUUAAGUGAACUUUGUAAUCAAAUAAAAUAAAUAUAUUUUGGCU
This is a messenger RNA of Lucilia cuprina (Australian sheep blowfly), 6209 nucleotides long. RefSeq lists its product as uncharacterized. Gene Ontology annotation, molecular function: microtubule binding. The coding region runs from base 364 to 5898 and encodes 1844 amino acids. The record is from RefSeq and is a predicted model, not a curated record. The transcript is spliced from 9 exons. Gene Ontology annotation, cellular component: spindle microtubule; mitotic spindle; cytoplasmic microtubule. Gene Ontology annotation, biological process: mitotic spindle assembly. NCBI's taxonomy places the organism in Eukaryota, Metazoa, Arthropoda, Insecta, Diptera, Calliphoridae.